GCGGCGGGAAGCCGCCGGAAAUGACAAGUUCCACUGGCGCCAACGCUCUUGAGUCUCUUGCACUGAAAGGAAAAAAAAAGUCCAAACUGAACUCGUGCUACGCCUUUGUGCGGACUGGCACCGACCGACCGACCGACCGAAGCGUCAACCAAGGAAAAGAAAAGAGACGAGACACAGGACAGGCAGACUAGACGAGCUUUUCAGCCAAGGUGCCGCGCAAGUCCUUGAGGGUGCCGGCCGGUCCCGGGGUCAUGCUCGAACCAAGAAAGACCUGGGACCUCGACCGCGCCCCCUGUCUGCGGGAUCUCUGGAAUAACGACUUCUCAUUGGACGCGAGCUCUGUAGAUCUCCUGAUGAGCGACGGCGAGGAGGAAGCCUCCUUCCUUUCGCUGCCCAGCCCCGGCUUUUCUCAGCGCCCCCCGCCCGGUGCCGAGCUGAGCCAGUCCAACGCGGCGAGGCAGCAGCUGCUCAUCCAGACUCUGCAGGACAAAGUGUGCCGCCUUCAGGCUCGCCUGGACCAAGACGCCGCAGGAGUUCGGCCCGGGGACGAGCGAGCGGCGUCCUCGGGCGCCGUGGAGAUAGAGCAGCUCGGCAUGUGCUUGCACUCGCAGGUGGAGGAACUCCAGAAGAAGCUUGCGGGGCAAACGCAGGAAGUGGCCAGACUUGGCUCAGGACCGGGGGCCACAGACUUGGAGAAGCAUCUGCAGCUUUUGGAGCUGGAGAACCAAAGUCUGAAACGGCAGCUGACCUCCGGCGGGGCCUUGGGGGGCGCCUGCGGCUGCUCUCAGGAGGCGGUGGCUCUGCGCAGGGAGCUGGUUGGCGCCCGGCAGCGCGAGCGCCAGCUGGCCGACGUGGAGAGGCGGCUGCUAGACAAAAGCGCCCAGGUGGACGCGUUGCAGCGACAACUGGAGCGCAGCGCCCCCGCGCUGCCGGACCUCUCCGGUCCUCAUCCCGGACUUUGCCAGCGCGACCUCCGGGACCUUGCGCGCUGUGAAGAGGCGCCGCCGCUGGCCUCGCCGCUGGCCUCGCCGCUGGCCUCGCCGCUGGCAUCGCCGCUGGCCUCGCCGCUGGCCUCGCCGCUGGCCUCGCCGCUGGCCUCCCAGACUGCGGAGGAGGCGGAAUCUCGGCUGCGUGUACAAAACGCUUUGCUGCAAGAGCAAGUUUGCGUGCAGCGCCACCUGCUAAGGGAGCUGGAGACGCAACUGCAGCAGUCGCAGAGGACGUGCGCCCAGCUCAGGACGCAGGUGGCGGUGUACGACGGCGAGAUGGAGCGUGCGCACAAGCGGCUGGACGGCGAGCUGCUGCGGCUGAAGGAGGAGAAGGAGCGCGUCAUCCAGGAGGCCUUCGUCCGGGCCGAGAGCCAAAUGAAGGCCGUGCACGACAACCUGGCAGGUGUGCGCAGCAAGCUGGCGGGGCUCCAUCCCGCCUUGAAGACGCUCACCAGCGACUACAACACGCUGAAGAAGCAAGUGCAUCACUUCCCCGCCAUGCUGCGGAACGCCAUCGACGACGCUAAGCGCGAGAUCUGUCACCUGAUCGGCGAGGUGAGCGUGACCAACCAGAAGCUUGUGGACAAAUACAAACGUGAGAUGAACCUGAGGAAGAAGAUCCAUAACCAGCUGGUCCAGCUCAAAGGAAAUAUCCGGGUGUUGUGCCGCGUCCGUCCCGUCCGCCGCUGCGGGGAGGAGGGCGACGCGUUGACCUACGACCCGGACGAUGAUGGCGUACUGUACCUCGACGACAAGGGCAAGGUGACGACCUUUGAGCUGGACAAAGUCUUCGGGCCGCAGGCCACGCAGGCGGAGGUGUUUGAGGAGGUGGAGGCGCUGGUCACGUCCUGCGUGGACGGCUUCCACGUUUGCAUCUUCGCCUACGGACAGACGGGCUCGGGGAAGACCUACACCAUGGAGGGCGUGGCGUCGGACCCGGGCCUGAACCAGCGAGCGCUGCGCCUCCUUUUCUCUCGGGUGGCCGACAGAAGCCCCGAGUGGGAAUUCCACAUCUGCGUCAGCAUGCUGGAGAUUUACAAUGAGGCGCUGAGGGACCUCCUCAGCGACCGGCCGGCGGACAGACUGGACAUCAAGAUGAAUCCCGACGGCAGCGGGCAGCUUUACGUCCCCGGACUGACGCGUGUGGCCGUGCGCACCGUCGACGACGUCAACCAGGUUCUGGAGGCGGGGCGAGCCAGCCGGGCGACGGCGUGCACCGACCUCAACGAGCGCAGUUCUCGCUCUCAUGCUCUGCUCAUGGUCAGCGUGGCGGGACUCAACGGCACUACGGGGACUCGCACGCAAGGUAAGCUGAACCUGGUGGACCUGGCCGGCUCUGAGCGGGUGGGCCGAUCGGGCGCCGAGGGCGGGCGCCUGCGCGAGGCUCGCCACAUCAACAAGUCUCUGUCGGCGCUGGGCGACGUGAUGGACGCGCUGCGCCGCAAGCGCGCUCACGUCCCCUUCAGGAACUCGCGGCUCACCUUCCUGCUGCAGGACAGCUUGCGAGGGGACAGCAAGACGCUGAUGAUGGUGCAGGUGUCUCCGGCCACGGCCGAUGUGAGCGAGUCGCUGUGUUCGCUGAAGUUCGCUCAGCGCGUUCGCAGCGUGGAGCUCGGCGCCUGCGGGAGGCCAGACAGCCGCUCGGCUUCGUCCUCGCCGACGCACCAAAGCCUGGAGAGGGACUCGGCCCCGGGGCCCCUCCCCUUAUCCCGUAGCAGCAGCGCCGGCUCCUCCCUAAACUCGGCAGCGCCCGCCGGUUCUCGACGGAAAUCCAACGCGCAACUCUCCACGGGUACGUGCGCGCAGAGCGGCCGUUUGGAAAAGAGACAGAGAUUCGUCGUCAAUGCACUUUUCAAUCCACGCGCCUAACCCUCAUCAGCCCGUUUGCGCCGCCUCCAUCCUCGGGAGAAACCAAGCAAAUGAGGCGAUCAGCCGCUCGUCCGUUCCAACUCCGAUGUUGCUUUCAUAAACUUAUGCGCGUCACCCGACCUGUCACUUGUUCUUCGCAGGGCGACUGAAGAUGGCAGCGUGAGGAGCGCGCGGGCCCGUCGCCAUGGCGACGGUGACGCCGUUGCCCGUCAAUGCCCGACAAUGGUGUUCCGCUUUCUUGCACUUUCCACAAACUGUUAUCAGUGCUCGUCUUUCAACGGCUAUCGGACUUUGAGGUUUUCUUCCGAGUUGACGCCGCUCCUCUCGCUCCGGCCGGCCGAUCGAGCGAGCGAAUAUGCGAGGUGGACUUCUGCUAUCGACCAUAUUGGGUGCGUGACGUGACUGGAAGUGGUUGUUUGCGUUUUAUUUUUAUUAUUAUUUUUUUCAUUUUUAAUAAACAUACAAACUACAACAUU
Syngnathus typhle (broad-nosed pipefish) is the source of this 3334-nucleotide messenger RNA. RefSeq names its product kinesin family member C3 (gene kifc3). Gene Ontology annotation, biological process: microtubule-based movement. Lineage: Eukaryota; Metazoa; Chordata; Actinopteri; Syngnathiformes; Syngnathidae. The transcript has 20 exons. The coding region runs from base 252 to 2858 and encodes 868 amino acids. Gene Ontology annotation, molecular function: microtubule binding; microtubule motor activity; ATP binding. The record is from RefSeq and is a predicted model, not a curated record.